AUGUCUAGAGUAUUAGAACCUUUGAUUGUUGGGAGAGUGAUAGGAGAUGUUCUUGAUUCUUUCCCUCCAACCAUCAAUAUGUCUGUUACUUAUGGCAAUAGACAAGUCUUCAAUGGUCAUGAGUUCUAUCCUUCAACAGUCACCACUAGACCAAGGGCUGAGGUUUGCGGUGGCGAUAUGAGAACAUUUUACACAUUGGUGAUGACUGACCCUGAUGUUCCUGGCCCCAGCGAUCCAUAUCUCAGGGAGCAUAUACACUGGUUAGUCACUGACAUUCCAGGGACAACUGAUGUCACGUUUGGAAGGGAAUUAGUGAGCUACGAGAUCCCAAGGCCUAAUAUAGGUAUACACAGGUUUGUGUUCGUUCUUUUCCAGCAGAAAGGCAGACAAACAGUAAGCCCACCUGCUUCGAGGGAUCACUUCAGCACUCGAAGUUUUGCUGCAGAGAACGAUUUGGGCCUCCCAGUUGCUGCCGUUUUCUUCAAUGCACAGAGAGACACGGCCGCACGAAGACGCUAG
Molecule: messenger RNA, 519 nt
Organism: Fraxinus pennsylvanica
Lineage: Eukaryota; Viridiplantae; Streptophyta; Magnoliopsida; Lamiales; Oleaceae
Source: the annotation of a GenBank genome assembly